AUGGAGUCUGCCAUUCGGGAGCGUGUUGAACACUGGUUCGCCAAGCGAAGAGGCGAGGACGGAGAGGAUGCCAAUGGAGCCUCUUCUUCCGCAUCGGGGAAAGACGAGGAAAUGAUGAAGGCCGCAGGGGAGGAAAUGGUGGAACUGAUUCUCGAUGGACGCCAGUUCAAAUCUGUGGGUGAAGAAGCAGCUGCCCUCCUGCAAAAAUUGACGGUUCUCGGGAAGUUGACUUGCAACCAAACGGGCCUGCACUCUAUCGAGGGCUUCCCGGUCAUGCCCAGUGUCAAGACACUCGAACUGACGGACAACCACAUCUCUGGCGGACUCGAGGCUCUGGUCAAAUCCUUCCCAAACAUCAAGCGACUGCAGUUGGGCGGAAACUACUUCCGAAACUUCGAGGUUCUGGAGCCUCUGAAAGGGCUCGGCAGCCUCGAGCACUUGGGCUUGGACAUGAGUCCUAUCAGCAACCAGAGCGACUAUCGUCAGAAGGUUUUUGAGAUGUUCCCGCGUCUCCUUGUCCUCGAUUCGACUGAUAAGGACGGAAAGGAGGUCGAGGCGGCCGACUCUGACGAAGAAGAUGAGGAAGAGUAUGACGACGACGAAGAAGCAGAUACCACUCUGAAGGAUUUCUACGAGAAGGAUCUGGAAGACGAGGACGAGGAAGAUGAAGACGACUUCAACCCAGACGGCGAAGAAGAAGAGGACGAAGACUUCGAUGAAGAAGAGGAAGAGGAUGGGAUUGAGGGAGACGGGGCGGCGGACGGCGAGGAGGAAGAUGCAAAGGAUGCAGACGGGAAGAAGAGGAAGAACGAUGCCGCUGUCUCAGGGGAGGGAGAGAACGACUCGGCGAAACAUCCGCGUCUGAGCUAA
This is a messenger RNA of Neospora caninum, 870 nucleotides long. RefSeq names its product putative inhibitor-1 of protein phosphatase type 2A. The transcript has 4 exons. Lineage: Eukaryota; Apicomplexa; Conoidasida; Eucoccidiorida; Sarcocystidae. Gene Ontology annotation, cellular component: nucleus. The record is from RefSeq and is a predicted model, not a curated record. Bases 1 to 870 code for a protein of 289 amino acids. Gene Ontology annotation, molecular function: histone binding.